This is a messenger RNA of Lytechinus pictus (painted urchin), 3089 nucleotides long. RefSeq names its product Ig-like V-type domain-containing protein FAM187A. The record is from RefSeq and is a predicted model, not a curated record. The coding region runs from base 1840 to 3054 and encodes 404 amino acids. Lineage: Eukaryota; Metazoa; Echinodermata; Echinoidea; Temnopleuroida; Toxopneustidae. The transcript has 10 exons.
GAUCAUCCGAGUCAUACCAUCUUUGACACCGAUCUGACAUACCUCACUCAUUCUUGCAAAUAUCACAACAUGAUGCUUUCAUCUUAACAAAUCUCCCAUCGCAUCUCGGAGCACAUCAGAUAAGCUACUAGAUUUCGUACAGUUGUCAACGGUCAACCACCAUUUUCAAUACUGUCGUUUAUAUCGCCAAUUUGUGGUAUUGGGAGGGUUUUCCCCCAUGGACACAUUGAUGCCCUUGACGCUACUUGACUUUAAACAGAAAUAACAGUAUACAGUUAACUUUUAUGAACAGUGUACAUCAUCCCCUCUUUUUACCCGUUACAAUCAAAACAUUUUACGAUCAUUGAACAUCAUCACCAUUCUUACCCACUACUUCUUUUAUGAACCUGUCAACGUUAUACCAACGUACCUGCAUCUUCCCCAACGUCAAGACCUCCAACUACCCGCAUCUUCUAGAAGGUCGCCGAACUUCAACAUCCAUCAAAUUUUACGACCGGGGUGUUACGUAAUAUACAAUAGGUCGUAAAAAUCUUACCUAUACUGCUAUACUACUCUUCUGAUGCUCCGAUCAUGGACGUACAUCAUGUACGGUACAUGCUUCGACAAAUCCUAUCCUGCCUAUAGGCGAGUCAGUUUGGCAUUUGGGGCUGACGAUGCGGUGACGAUAAUGUGGUUGACAAUGGCGAUUAUUCAUGUCAAGAUGACGAGGAUACUCCGACAGACUUAUAGACGAAUAUGAGGGGCGUUUCUCCAACAAUUUCGUCCGACAAGUCCUUGAUUAUGAAUGGCUGAGAGGCACUGUUACCAUAGUAACUGUCCGAUAAAACAGUACUUGUCGGAUACACCGUCUGAUGUUCUUUCAUGACACGCUCCCCAGCGGGUCGGGAUUGUUAGGGUGGUGGUGGGGGCGGUGGUAAUGAUGGUGCAGAUUAUAGUGAGAACUGGAGGACGAUAUAAAGAGGUUGUUAGAGGGUUACAAGGACUCUCCGGAAGACCAAUAAGAUUAGUGGGCAUGUUGGGGGUGACGAUAAUGAUAAUAGAGCGGAUGAUGAUGCAAUUGAACGUGGAUGAUGCAAUUAACGUGGAGUGAUAACAGCCUUCAUGUCAGAGUAUGACGGUGACUCUCUGGAAGACCAAUAGAGAAGAAGGAGGUGACGACGAUGAUUAUAAUGAGAGGAUGGUGAUAAAAAUAGGAUGACGAUAAUGUAAAUGAUAGCGACAGUAAAUGGGGGACGAGGAGAAUUGGGAGUAAGUAUUAUCGCAUGAAUAAUGACGGUGUAGAAUGUUGAUGACAGUGACUAAAUUACGAUAUUGUUAUCAUAGUCAGGGAUGAUGUUAAUGACUGCCGAUAAUGAUGAUUACUGUGCCGAUAUUGGAUAUGAAGAUGAAGACAACAACAGUAUCGGUAAAAGGGUGACAAGGACUUUCUGGUAGACCAAAUUGGAUUGGACAUGCUGGGGUGGCGAUGAUAGUGACGAACUGACGAUACGGGCAUGGCAGAUGAUGAUGAUGAUGAGGAGGAGAAGGAGUAGGAGGAGGAGGAUAAAGAUGAUGAUUAUGAUGAUGAUGAUGACAAACGGGUUACAAUAAUGCUGAUGAUAGCGACCGUCAUAUAGGGUCACAGUGCCUCUCCUGGGUCAAAAGAAGGACAAGAAUGUUGGGGGUGACCAUGGUGGCGAUGGUAAUGGCGGUGCUGAUUAUGAUGACGACGCCGUGAUAAUAAUCUUGUUGAAUGUUGUUGAUAGCUAAUUGACUGAUUCGCCCCUGAGUUGUUAUUUAUUUGUUGAUUGUGAAGUCAUCUUUUAAAUUAAUUUAUUUUCUCCCCUUAUAUUAUCAUCCAUGAUGCCUAUUAUCUCACUGUCAAUCAGUCAUAGACCAAGCUUUCGUGCUUCGUUGUCACGUGAUCGUCGUGAUCUCUCUGAUGUUCUUGCGUUCGUUCGCAUGGGUAAGGAAUGUUUGGAUCGGACGCGAAGACGCGCAGUGAUCGUGUACGAGAACGAACCAUUGAGAUUACGCUGCGAUCCCUGUAAUUCUCAUCUUGAGAAGAUACAUUGGACCAAACAACCUCCAGAGAGUGACGAACGUCGAGUGAAAUACGAUAGUCGCUCGGAUGAAUCUCAAGAUCGUCUUGUUCUUGAUGCCGACAUGGCUCUUGAAAUUCGCCGAACCAUUCUUUCGGACGAUGGCGGUAUUUACAGGUGCAAGACGAAACGAGAAUACGGAGAGGAGGAGCUAGGGUAUUAUAACGUGGAAGUCAUCCCUCUGUCACCCAAUGACAUUGAAGAAAUACAAGGAGACGACAAGACACCAAAGGGAGAAGAGGUGAUUGAAAUGAAAGAUAGAACAUCGGUUGAAGUCUACACGCAUUGGUCCGAAUGGGGGCGCUGUAACGCCUGUGAGUCGCAGGGGAGCCGAGUGAAAUUAGGGUACUGUUAUGCAAUACGAGACCUUAAAUAUUAUUCAAGCGGAGUUCCAUGUCAUUCAAUACUUCUUCCAGACGAAAUUAAGAGUCAAAUAAUCAAGAAGAGGAAGAACGUUCGCGUCAUCGAAGAUUGCAUAGUCCCUUGUGACGAGGCAUAUGAGAAAGCUCGAGAUGAAAGCUGGAACGUUCAUGGUGGAGAGAUAGCACAAAUCAAAGGAUUGCAAGGACCAGAAUUGAUAAGACGCGUGGCAAGAGUGGGAUCAACCACAGAACUCCAAUGUCCAAGAGUUGGUCUCGGUAUGGUAGCGACGUGGUACAACGGCACCAGGAGAAUUGAUCAGAAAGAAAUUCUUUCUACGAACGGGAAACUGACCGAAUCUAUUGACGGUUCCCUGGUCAUCGCUGAUGUCCAGAGGUUACAGGCCGGACGAUACGAAUGUCGGGUCGACCGCCAGACGAGAGCUGUCUACAGACUCGUCGUUAUUGCUAGUUUAGCGGCAAGCCAAGAAGAUAUCUUGAAAUCAAUAGUGAUCCUGACAGGAGUUCUUGCAGUAUAUUUCGUCAUAUUUAUCAUCAUGCUCAUAACAAGACACUGUACAAGAGUAAUGGCUCGGAAGAAGAGACGAAGAUGAGCGAUGCUCAUGGAACCUUCACUCUACACGGUGAU